GCUGUUUUGAUCCAAAUCCCUUACAAAAAUCAGACAAUGCCAAGGAUUCUGCUGAAGCGAAAUAGUCCGGUGAAGUCAACGGACUCAGUGCUUGCAAGUAUAAACAAAAGGGAAAUCAGGUUGGGGUAUCGAGUGUUUUUAUUCACUGACUGUUUCUCUAUUUGAAUGGUUCCUGUGAAUAUGAAAAUCCUUUGAAUGAAUGUAAGAAUGUAUCAUCUUCACAGAAAGUUGGGUAUUGUUUACUUUUGCACUGCAACGUACUGCGGAAAAUUAUCUGGAUUUUUUUUGAAAAUACAAAAAAAGGAAAUCGUUUACGAGAAAUGAAAUCAUGCUAGAAGAAGCAAUAUAAAAAUUUUUCUUCUCUUUCUUUAAGGAAGCGACAGAAACCAGGUUUUUAAGUGACCUAUGUCUACUCCUUAAGGACGUCUCUUCUUGGUGAACAACGUGGUAUAGAGCAAUUAGAAAAUGUCUAGAGAAUAAGGAACUUGUAAACGCAAAAAGAAGAAGAAGUAUAUCCUUGCAGAUUUUAUUUUGAGGGAUACGAAGGUUUCCUGAGUUGGAAAAAAGUUCCUUAAACCACGUUUCCUCAAAAGCUAGAUUGCAUAUUUCAAAGAAUGGAACAUUUGCACGGCAGAUCAACCUCUUUUCGAGCUAGUCCGUUUGGCUAAUCUGUGAUGAAAUCGUUUUAUCCAAAUAUUGGGUUCAUACUUGUUUAUUUACGAACUAAACGUAUCGCAACUCGUUUUAAAAGAUUUAUGCGAUGAAACGAAAUAUUUCGUUUGUUUACGGAGUGAUUCGGACGCAAAAGGAAGAAAAAAAAGAAAGAAGAAUAGAAUGAUACGGAUGAGUAAACGAAUGGAACCGUUUAAAGCAUCCAUAAUUCAAACCAUAAGGCAUUAUCAACUGCAAUUGACUCUAUUCCAGACAUGACCUAUGACGGCAUCCUAUAUUUCCAUUGAAUUUCACAGGUAAAUUAAAUGAAAAUGAUAAAAUCCUGUACUCUUCCCUUUAGCAAUUCAUAGACGGUUCAAAUAUCAGCAAGCCACCAACAACUGUUUCACUCAUUUGCAUCCGGAUUGCAAUGCAUUUCAAAUAGUAGACUACCAAGGAAUCAUUUCAACGUAAACAAUGUUUCACUACUGACGUUUUCAGGUAUGUCAAAGAGCGAACAAUGACAGCAAUUAAAGCUUUUUCUCAGUAUGUUUCCUGCUCAAGUAUCAUACAAGACAAAAAGAAAUCAUUUUUGCAAGAUUGCAUCCGUAAUCGGAUAUGUGUUUCAAAUGUUUGAUACUUCGGAUAUCCGAAACCGCGUCCAUGAUCGCAAGUAGACUAAAUACUCAAGUCAAAGUGAGGUCGAAUUCAGGUAUAAAUGAUGGAUGCAACGUCCUGUUUUACUAUCAUUUUAACAAUCCAUCGUUAAUAAGAAUCUCACUAUGGCCCCUGCUACUGCUGUUGCUCAAUUCCAAAAUCUCUUCAACGCUGAUCCACUCAAGGUUGACAAGGAGGACGCCCUUGUAAAGACUGAACAGAAUGCUCUAACAAAAUCUUUCCCAAACUAUCAAUUGGACAAUGAAUUUACAUUUUCUCCAAUUCGUGAAAGCACUGUUUCUCGAGCCAUGACACGCCGCUACUUCGCUGACUUGGACAAGUACGCAGAGUCUGACAUCGUUAUUGUCGGUGCAGGAUCUGCCGGCCUCACCGCUGCUUACUAUCUUGGUACGCGCCGUCCUGACCUGAAGAUUGCAAUCAUCGAGGCUUCUGUGGCUCCCGGCGGUGGUGCCUGGUUGGGUGGUCAACUCUUUUCGGCCAUGGUCGUCCGUAAACCUGCUGACGCCUUUUUGAGAGAAAUAGGUGUUCCUUAUGAGGAUGAAGGUGAAUACGUUGUCGUCAAACAUGCUGCUCUCUUCACCAGUACGGUCAUGGCCCGUGCUCUUUCUCUUCCCAACAUCAAGCUCUUCAACGCUACCGCUGUUGAAGACUUAAUCGUUAAGGCUGACGAAGAUGGUAAUCAACGUAUCGCCGGUGUUGUCACCAACUGGACCCUUGUUUCUUUGAAUCACGGCCUUCAAUCCUGUAUGGAUCCCAACACCAUCAAUGCUCAUUUAGUCCUAUCUGCAACUGGCCACGAUGGCCCCUUUGGUGCCUUCUGCGUUAAACGUGCUCAUCAAGCUGGCCUUAUCCCUCAUCUUGGUGACAUGCGUCCUCUUGACAUGAACCGUUCUGAAAACCUUAUUGUAAAGGGUAGUCGUGAAAUAUAUCCCGGCUUGGUUGUAUCGGGAAUGGAACUUUCUGAACUCGACGGCGCCAACCGGAUGGGGCCUACCUUUGGAGGUAUGAUGUUCAGCGGUAUUAAAGCCGCUCAAGAAGCUCUCAAAGUCUUUGAAGAACGCAAGACCGCCAACGAAAAAUGCAUUUAAAUUUUCCUUUUGCUUCUAAAUAUCAAAAUUACGAUGAACCCGUACAGAGAAUUUUUGCUAGAAAUUUUUCUGAAUAUUUCUAACUGAAUAAAUGCUUUUUAUGUGCGUUAUAACAUGCAGCAUAGAAAGCCAGAUAAUCGCUAAACUUAAAUGACAAAUUCGCUAUAGUUCUAUUCGGAUUAUUCCGUGGUCUUGAGAGGUUCUGUGAUCGUCAGCAGCAUAGAUGCUUUUGAUGAACAAGAGUCCAAUUUUGCUAGAUCUUUAAUGUAGCUAUAUAAUUACGAUAAUUCAAAUGCAUAACACUACAACAUAAAUUUUCAUAAAAUCCUUUUAAUAGUAUUUAAUCAACUACAAGGCUAGUUCGAUUUUUGUCAUUUGAUGUAGACUUCUACAAAUG
Schizosaccharomyces octosporus yFS286 is the source of this 2814-nucleotide messenger RNA. Its product is annotated as thiazole biosynthetic enzyme. Gene Ontology annotation, biological process: thiamine biosynthetic process. Lineage: Eukaryota; Fungi; Ascomycota; Schizosaccharomycetes; Schizosaccharomycetales; Schizosaccharomycetaceae. The coding region runs from base 1434 to 2417 and encodes 327 amino acids. The transcript has a single exon. The record is from RefSeq and is a predicted model, not a curated record.